AUGUCUCUCGGAGUAUCGCCAUCAUCCCCUUCCCCUCUCCAAGUUCAGUUUCGACCUCUGCCACCAAAUAGAAAGCGAAACUCAUAUACCCCGUCGCCGAGAUCAACACCGCGUUUCAUCCAGGAGCCAAAGAUAUCACUCAAUGACGACAGCUCCUUGGUAGGUCCAUCGAGUGGGAAAGAUCAAGAUGGGGUUUUAGGUGGACUGAGGGAACGUAGUGAGGAGGAACUGGGCUUAGCUGGAAGAGAGGAGCUAGAAGAUGCUUUGAGAAAGGGAUGGGCGGAGAGAGAGAUACUUCUUCAACGUAUAAAAGAAGCUGAGUCGGAUCGAGAACGCUUAGAAGGAAAACAUGACGAGCUUGUGAAAGGCUUAACAGCGUUACAGUCGAAGAAUGAUGAGGCAUUCAACGAGCAGAGUCGUAUGGAAGCUGAUCUCGAAGAACGGGAUGAAUUGUUAGACCGACUCAGAAAUCGUUUAGCUGAAGCAGAAAAGCAAGCUAGGGACGGCCAGAAACGAUACAUUGAACAGGAAGAAACUUUUGAUCUAGAAAGAAGAGCUCUGCAAGCCCAGGAAAAUCAUCUACAACAACGUUUAAAAAUCAUUUCAUCCUCACGACGUCCCGUUACGCCAUCCGAGAGUGAUAACGUAGCUUCAUUGAAGGAUGAACUGGCUUCCAUCAAUUUGUCUCAUUCAACUCUUCUGGCUAAACUGAACACCAUCACCAAAGAGCUGCACGAUCUGAAAGCUGUGAAUGAAGAAUUACAAGAAGAGAAUGAGGGAUGGGAAUUUCUGAUUAGGGAAACAACACUCAAUGGUAAAGUGCGUGGUGAAGGAGGUAUCUUAAGUGAAAGAUUUGAAGAUCGAUCUCCGAAUGAAUGUAGAUAUAUCGAACCAAAUGAAUCAACCAGGAUAGGAUUAGGCAUUGGAUCUGACAGAUUGGACGAAGAUUUAGAAGAUGAGAUGAGUGAAUUACAUUCUGAUCUGGAAGCUCAAUCGCCUAUCUUUGAGGAUGAUCAUUUCCUCGCGAUCGUGACGGAUCUAGGAGAUGGCAAAGGCGACCUUUUAGCUCCACCAAGGAAGAGAAGGAUCAGGAAAGAGAGAACUGCCAGUGCUCCGAAUAACGCUCAAGGCGCAGGUGGAUUGGACCUUGCUGCAGAGUUAGGAAUGGCAGAGUAUGGAUCUGAUAGCGGAAAUAGCGCCCUAUCAGGAAAGGAGAGAGUAGAUCAGACAGCAGCACUUCGAGCGGAGAUCAAGCAGUUGAAAGAAUCGAAUAAAGCUCUCACCCUUUAUUGCUCCAAGAUCAUCGACCGUAUCAUUGCUCAAGAGGGAUUUGAACACGUACUUUCGGUAGACUACAAGACCAGAAGAGCAGGAACAAGGUCAACUUCCUCGUCGUCUCGUCCUGCACUGAAAGACAUCACGGCUGGUCCAUGGAGCUUGACUACGUCCCCGUCAGCUGAGGAGCCACCAAGAAUUGCUGAACCCGUCAAAGAGAAGAAAGCGAGACCUCUCAGUAUGAUGGUGCGAGCUAUGACCGGUCCAGCAGAAAGAACAGACCUCCCUUCUGUUCAGGUGGAUACCGUAACUACGGCAGAAGCGGAGAGCAAGCAAGCGAAAGCUGAGAAGAGGGCACGAAGAGGUUUCUCUUUGGAUUUCCGUUCACUAGGCUUUGGUUCUUCAUCCAGUUCAUCUGACUCCAAAUCUUCUUUGAGACCUUUAACAUUGUCUUCGCGAUCUGCUACAUCUACUGCACCAAUCCCGCCUCCUCGAUCAGCCGCAGCACGGAAACUGGAUAUUCAUGAAGAGGACGAGGAAGACCAGAGAGAACGGCACAGGCUUGAAGCUACCUUAAAGCUUAUGGGCAUAGACAGAAAAUCGCCUUCACCAAGCAUUCAAGAGGAAGAUUUCCCACUCUCUGAUGCCACUUGGAGAGGAAACAAUAUGCCCAGAACUUCAGGUAGAUCAUCCAAUAGUUCUGGGUCUCAUCGAUCCACUCCUUUGACUAGGCUAUCAGCUAUAUUCGCAAAUGAGAAUGAAGAUCUUUUACCUUUGGAAUUCCUGGAAGAUCCUAGACAAGCUGCUGCUGCUCUCAAAGCAUUCGACGAAAGAGAAGCUAAGAAAAGAGAAGAUUUAGCUAAAGGUAAAAGGGAACCACAAUAUACCUCUCCACCUAAAGCAAAUUCGAGGAGAUUAAGUGCUGAAGAUAGGUCGAGGACAAUCAGUAAAUCUGAAAGCAUAAAAACUCUCUGGAGCAUGGGAGGGGAUAGUAGACCAGGAAGCGGUGAAGUGGUCCUUGAUAAGAAAGUAUUAUAA
Kwoniella shivajii is the source of this 2313-nucleotide messenger RNA. RefSeq lists its product as uncharacterized. The record is from RefSeq and is a predicted model, not a curated record. Bases 1 to 2313 code for a protein of 770 amino acids. NCBI's taxonomy places the organism in Eukaryota, Fungi, Basidiomycota, Tremellomycetes, Tremellales, Cryptococcaceae. The transcript has 7 exons.